UAUCGAUUUUAUAACCUCACAAACUGUUAAGUUUAGAAUGCAGUUCCUCAAAAUUGAAAUAUGGAUUUAUCGGAUAUCUAAACUGUGCAGAAAAAAAUUAAUCAUAUAUCGUCAAUUAAUAUUUAUACGGAAAACUCCGACAAUUUGUAAAUAAUUCGCAUUGUCCGGCUAAAUGCAGUUACAUUUUUUAUGGUAACGGACACAGCUCUUCUUUUUCUCAGAAAGUCAAGAAUUUAAACAUUUUGAUGAAUCUGACCUUUUCCAUUCAGUACGCUCAUAUUUAGAUAACUAACCAGAACAUUAUAAUUAAGAUUCAAGUUCUUAACUCGUUUAACUUAAAGUUUCUUUGAUGCACAUUUAUUUAAACCAUUUAAGUGCAUUAUUUCUAUUACUUGAAAAAUUGCUUUGUGUGAAGAGGAAAUGAUAUAUAACCUGUGGGUGUACAAUACUGAUAUUCAGACACAAAGAUGUUUAUUAUUAUUAUUAUUUUAUUUUUCGAAACAAUACUUAAACUUGAAAAGGUUUUAACACCGUGAAAACAUAAAGCACUUCGCUUAAUAAAAAAUUGAACUAACUUUUAAAUCUAAUUAUCAAUAUACUCUUUCUUUUAGACUAUGCGAUCACAUUUUGUUAACAACUGUCCACAUGUUAGCCAUUGGCACUAUAUUCAGAUAAAAUUUUCGCCGUUAAUUUUUACAUUAAUUGAAAGUUCGAAGUCAGAUGAAUACUUGUAGAAAAUGAAUUUAAUGUCCAUUAAAUUGUACGAAUGAAUUUCACGAACAAAACAAGUUUUUUAUGUGACUCUAUCUUAAAAUGUGUUCGCUGUUCACAAGCUAUAUAUUUUUUUCAAAGCUUAUUUUGACACUAUAUUACAUAAAAAAAACUUGUGUCGUUUUAGCGUAAACAAACUGUAGUUCAAUUAUUAAUAGCAGGUAAAGGUGUCCCAGUAUUGAGUCUAAUCAAUAUCAGCGUUCAUGAAUAUUUGAAAGAGUGCUUACAAUGGAAUAUUUACUUGAUAUGAAUUUAAUACCAGUGACACAUUUGUGAUAUUUUAUAGAAAUAUGUUAAUGUAAUAUCAUUUUAACAAGUGCACGAUGUUGACAUUGUUUACUGUUAGUUUGAUUUAUAUGUUAAUAUGUACCAGUAUCUCGGAUGGUAAAAGGCCUAACAUUGUGUUCAUUGUAGCGGAUGAUUUAGGAUGGAACGAUGUCGGGUUCCACAAUCCAUCUAUGAUCACACCUAACAUUGAUAAACUCGCCUACCAGGGAGUGCUUCUGAACCACUCGUAUGUUCAACCAGUCUGCUCGCCAUCAAGACAUGCCUUUAUGACUGGGUACUAUCCAUUUAAAGCUGGCUUGCAGCAUAUGGUGAUAUGGGACGAGCAGGAUGUGUUGUUCACCAUUUUAAACAUGACGUUUCUUUCCAGUCAUCUCAAGAAGCUGGUUAUGCUACACAUGCUAUUGGAAA
Ruditapes philippinarum (Manila clam) is the source of this 1467-nucleotide messenger RNA. Its product is annotated as arylsulfatase B-like. Lineage: Eukaryota; Metazoa; Mollusca; Bivalvia; Venerida; Veneridae. The record is from RefSeq and is a predicted model, not a curated record. The transcript has 4 exons. The annotation marks the transcript as partial.